GAUCUACUGUCGUAAAUUGCAUUUGGCAUCCCCAUGCUAUGGAUACAAGCUUGCUGACAGAAUUAUGUGUCCACACGUGGGGAACCAACAGCUAUUGGCAGUUAGGACAGGGGCAUGUUGAAGACCUGUCAGUGCCCAGGCUCGCUGAUGGAGCCCUAUAGAUGGGGGCGGGGCGCCAACUCAGUGGAGGUGGUGGGCAUUCGACUGUGGUCUCUGAGAAAGGAGAGCUGCUGGUGUGUGGCCAGAACCACAGAGGUCAGCUGGGACUGGGUCACUGUUUAGAGGUCACCACCUUUCAACUCUGUCCUCUCAUUGGUCAGAGGGUUGCACACGUGUCCUGUGGUUGGGAUUUCACACUCGUCCUCACUGAUCAUGGCCAGGUACUGACGUGUGGAUCUAAUGCAUACGGCCAGUUGGGUGUCUCAGAGCCAAUCCCUCAUUCUGUGGUGCUGCUGCCCAUUCAGUCUGUAAGGGAGCCAGUGAUCAGAGUGGCAGCAGGACUCAGACAUCCACUAACUGUCACUGGUAUCUGCUAUGGAUGGGGAGACCCUCAUUACGUCACAUUUGAUGGCCAAUAUUACAGUUUCCAGGAAAACUGCACCUACGUUUUGAUUAAAGAAAUAGUUCCUCUACAGAACUUCAGUGUCAUCAUCGACAACUAUAACUGCGAUCCGUCUGGACAUGCGACCUGCCCUCAGUCUCUGAUUGUCAAUUACAAGUCUUACAAAAUCGUUCUUACUCCGAAGAGAUUAAAUGUGACAACAAAUAUGGUUUAUAUCAAUGGAAAUCAGAUCUUCCCGACCUUUUCUAAUGAAGACCUCAUGAUCACCAGCACUGGGGUAGAGUUACUGUUGAAGAUCCCUGCCAUUAAAGCAACAGUGAUGUUUAAGUCCCUUAUGUUCAGUGUAACCCUGCCAAACUCCCUAUUCCACAACAACACAGAGGGGCAGUGUGGUACCUGUGACAAUAUCAGGAAAAACGAUUGCAGAUUACCGAAUGGAAAGAUUGACCCAUCAUGUCCUGGGAUGGCUCAUGAAUGGAAGAUUCCUGAUGUUAAAAAACCCUACUGUGAACGGCAACCCCCUACCCUACCUACCCCUAAGCCUCCAACCUGCCCGUCAGGAAAGACAUCAAUCUGUGACAUCAUACUUAGCCCGGUCUUUAAGCAAUGCCAUGAUGUUAUCCCACAACAACCCUUCUUCGAGGCCUGUAAGUUUGAUGUCUGCCACAUGCCAAAUAUCUCAAUCGGCUGCUCCAGCCUGGAAGCCUACGCCGUGAGGUGUGCAGGAGCUGGAGUCUGUAUCGACUGGAGGAAAUCAACUAAUGGAACAUGUGAUCUGACAUGCCCUAAGACCAAAGUGUAUAAGGCAUGUGGCUCUACUAUCCAGCCAACAUGCAAUUCAAGAUACAAUGAAAAAUAUGUGCAUCCAUGUCAAGGAGCACAAAUGACCCGUGACGUUGUAUGUGACUCAUUCAUGGAGGGCUGUUUCUGCCCCGAGGGUACCAUCUUGUUCAACACAUUCUCUGACACCUGUGUUCGUGACUGUGGAUGCACAGGACCUGAUGGAAAACCCAAACAGUUUGGUGAGACUUGGUACAGUAACUGCCAGAAGUGCACGUGUAAUGCUGACACACUGAGUGUCCAGUGUGAACCAGUGAAAUGUCCGCCCCAAGAAAUUGUUACCUGUAAGAAGUACGGUGAGGUGUUGGUCAACGAGACGGUGGACUGCUGUCAGAAAAAUACAUGUGUGGCCAAACCUGUUUGUGUCCACAACAAUACUGAAUACACGCUUGGUGAAAAUGUUCCCAACGGCACCUGUGAGGAGUGCAAGUGUGGUCCUAAAAAGGAUCCAGUCUCCAAGCUAUAUGUUGUUGAGUGUGCCCAAAUCAACUGUUACACCACCUGCCCAACGGGUUAUGAGUAUGAAGUCGUACCUGAGAAAUGUUGUGGAACGUGUGUACAGAAGGACUGUGUUGUCGGUCUCCCAGAUGCCACAUCUCACAUCAUUCAGCUUGGGAGGUUUUGGUCGCCCCCUAGUGACCGCUGUGUGAAGUAUGAAUGCACAAAGACAAACAGCCAGUUCAUCGUUGUGGAAUCCAAAUUGAAAUGCCCAGUGUUCCGUCCAGAGGACUGUGUCCCUGGAACUGAGAAAACUGAUGCAAAUGGAUGUUGCACAACCUGCACUUUAAUCAGUCACUGUGAUGUGAAGAACACCACCACCUACCUAGAGGUGAAUAACUGCAGGUCCUCUGUGCCGGUGGAAAUCUCAGCCUGCGGGGGAUCCUGUGGAACAUCUUCUAUGUACUCUGCAGAGAAAAACACCCUGAUGCACUCCUGCUCCUGCUGUCAAGAGAUGUCUACCAGUGAGAGGAAGGUGGAGAUGGUCUGCCCUGAUGGGAAGAAGAUCAUGCAGUCCUACAUUUACAUUGAUAAGUGUGGCUGCCAUGACUCUGAGUGUGACAAGAAGAACCACUUAGAUUAGGCCUUGACGAAUUAAGUCUUUUAAAAUGUUCUUAUUUACCUUAACUGCAUGGAAUAUGAAAUAGUUGUAUCUAGGGGAACCAAUAGGGUCUGUCUCAUUAUCAUAUAGGCUACUUUCACGAACUGCAUGUCCUUUCUCUCUACACUAUCAUAGACAUUAUGCAAACCUAUUAAACUGAUGAAGAAGCAUGAA
Molecule: messenger RNA, 2675 nt
Organism: Oncorhynchus nerka (sockeye salmon)
Lineage: Eukaryota; Metazoa; Chordata; Actinopteri; Salmoniformes; Salmonidae
Product: intestinal mucin-like protein
Exons: 19
Coding region: 162-2483 (773 amino acids)
Cellular component (GO): extracellular matrix
Molecular function (GO): protein binding
Source: RefSeq, a predicted model, not a curated record